AUGAGUCCCUCUUCCAAGAUAGCCAUCUUGAUUAUUAUGAUCACACUGCUCCUGUGUGCCUUAGCCUACUACGCUCGCAGUCAAAUUCACGCAUUCGCCAAGGCUCUUGCCCAGCAUCGAGCUCAAAGUAAGGAACGCGAGGGUAGCGACACAGUCGCCACGUCAAUUAAGACGUGGCUUGACCCCCUUGUUCUGGCCCAAGAAAACGUCUCCAUGUCGCGCACCAGCCACACCAAAUCUAUCUCCACCAAAAUUUCCAUCCUUCGCAGCUCUCGAUCGACUGACAUCCCAAUCGCCAGGACUUCCCGCUGUUCCGCGAAACCAAGCCAUUUCUCGAAAAUGGCGACCAGACGCGCCCUCCGCACGCCAUUGAGCGUACGAUCCAUUUCCACACCAUUUGCUUCCUCUCAAUAUCUGCCCCGCCCUUUCGCAAUCGCCUGUCGAUCCAUCAAUACCGGCUCCGCAGAGCGCCCCAAGACAACACACUUUGGCUAUGAGACUGUUCUUGAAUCCGAGAAGGCUGAGCGUGUCGCCGGUGUCUUCCAUAAUGUUGCCGACUCUUACGAUCGUAUGAACGAUCUCAUGUCCUUUGGCUGGCAUAGAAUAUGGAAGGACCACUUCGUCUCCUCCCUUCAGCCGGGCCUCUCGGCCUCUAACCCCCCAGCUCCCCAGCACAUUCUAGACAUCGCCGGUGGAACCGGUGACAUCGCUUUCCGCAUGCUUCAUACUGCACACAACGUUAACAAGAACCCCGACGUUCGCGUUACAAUCUCUGACAUCAACGCCUCCAUGUUGGCUGUUGGUCGCGACCGCUCCAAGGCGCUCCCAGCGUCCCAGCAGGCCGCCAUUUCUUGGCUUGAGGCCAAUGCCGAGAAGCUCCCUGAAGGCGCCAUCGCCGACAACUCAAUCGACCUGUACACUGUCUCGUUCGGUAUCCGCAACUUCACCAAUAUCCCCGCUGCCCUGCGCGAGGCCUACCGCGUCCUUAAGCCUGGCGGCGUCUUCGCCUGCCUCGAGUUCAGCAAAGCCGACCAAUACCCUCUCUUCAACGCCGUUUACAAGCGCUGGUCCUUCAGCGGCAUUCCUCUCAUCGGCCAGCUCGUCGCCGGCGACAGAGACAGCUACCAGUACCUCGUUGAGAGCAUCGAGCGAUUCCCUAGCCAGACGGAGUUCCGGGACAUGAUUAAAGACGCCGGGUUUGUGGUUGCUGGCGAGGGUUAUGAGAACUUGACGGGCGGUGUUGCAGCCAUCCAUAAGGGCAUGAAGCCCAUCGCCCCAAAGGGGGACUCGUGA
Colletotrichum truncatum is the source of this 1293-nucleotide messenger RNA. Its product is annotated as ubiquinone/menaquinone biosynthesis methyltransferase. Gene Ontology annotation, biological process: ubiquinone biosynthetic process. The record is from RefSeq and is a predicted model, not a curated record. Lineage: Eukaryota; Fungi; Ascomycota; Sordariomycetes; Glomerellales; Glomerellaceae. Gene Ontology annotation, molecular function: methyltransferase activity.